This is a messenger RNA of Triticum turgidum subsp. durum (durum wheat), 1044 nucleotides long. The record is from the annotation of a GenBank genome assembly. Lineage: Eukaryota; Viridiplantae; Streptophyta; Magnoliopsida; Poales; Poaceae.
AUGAUCGAGUACACCGCAGACUCUCCCAACUGGGAGGCCUGGUUUGCCCUCGGACACAAGGGCAACGACGGCUCGGCGUCCCACAUCAACCACGACCUUCCACCGCCGCCCCUGCCGAUAGAGCCGGAGGAAGAGGAGGCGAAGACAGAGGUAGAGUACGAAGCCGCCCUCAAGGAGGCCCUGCAACACGCGCUAGAGGCGAGUCGGCUCGAGGAGGACGCCCAUUGGGAUGGGCUGGAGUAUACCUGGCCAUUCCUCGGGCCGGGCCGGGCUUCGGGCCGGGCCAACCAAAGCCCGACGCAAAAAACCCAGGCCCGAGCCCGGCCCGCCCAGUCCCAGUCCCAGUCCCGCCAGAACCGCGAGAUCCGAUCCGACUCCGACUCCGGGCAGCAGAGUUGGCGCCACGGAACCGGAGCUCGCCGCUGGCCUGUCCUUCCCGCCUGCCGUUUGAUCCUCCCGUUCUUCGCGCUGCUCUCCCAGUCCUGCGUCCCGCUCCUCCCCUUCCCCGCCCUCUACCGCACCCUCCUCACCGACAACAAUGCCGGCCGCCACCGCCGCCACCGCAGCUUCAUCGAGAUCCUGGACAGCGAGCCCACGCUGCACGCCCGCUACUACGCGCGCGGCGACAACGUGAUGCUCCCGGAGGUGCCCUUCGACCGCUUCCGCGUCGGCUCCCAGUUCUUCGUGCUCGCCAGGCGCCACGCCGUCAUGGUGGUCAGGGACAGGAGGCUCUGGAACAAGUUCAAGGCGCCGUGCCUCGUCAAGGAGAAGGACUCGUGCUACCCGGAGGAGCACUACUUCCCGACGCUGCUCGACAUGCAGGACCCCGACGGCUGCACCAAGUACACCCUCACCAGGGUCAACUGGACCGACGCCGUCGGCGGCCACCCGCACACCUACCAGCCGGAGGAGGUCUCCGGGGACCUCAUCAGGGAGCUCAGGAAGUCCAACGGGACCUACUCCCACAUGUUCGCGCGCAAGUUCGCGCCGGAGACCCUUGCGCCGCUCAUGGAGAUCGCCGACUCCGUCAUCCUCCGUGACUAG